AAGAUCUUCCUCUAUUAGGUGCAACAAUCAGGUAAAUCUCCGAUUUGAAAACCCUAGAUCUCUCUCUUUCUCUUCUGGGUUUUGCUCAAAGAUGGGUGACAGCGAAGAUGAAACUGGGUAUCCAAAAAAGUUUUACUCUUUGAAUCGGCAAAACCAUCCAAUGUAUAGUAGACCAAUACCUAAGCGUCACGCGUAUUACAAUGAAGAAGAAGACGAAGAUGAAGUCGAAGGCGAAGAAGAAGAGCCACAAGGAGGAUACAUUCGUGGGAAUGAGAGGUUUCAGAAGAGACAGAAACCAAACAAACCGGUUGUGUCUGGGUUUGAAUUUGCUGGUCCUAGUGAUACUAAAGUUGCGUAUGAUUGGAGAGAGCAAGAAGCUUUUGUGUUGCUUGAAGUUUGGGGAGAUAGGUUUUUGCAAUUGGGUAGGAGGAGUUUGAGGAACGAGGAUUGGAAUGAAGUAGCUGAGAAAGUGAGUGAGGAGCUAAGGAUGGAGAAAUCUGAGACGCAAUGUAGGAGGAUGAUUGAUAACUUGAAGAGGAAGUAUAGGAAAGAGAAGAUGAAGGUUGAGAAAUCGGGUUUAGGUUCGAGUAAAUGGGGGUUUUUCAAUAAGUUGGAUAUGUUGCUUUGUGUUUCGCCUAAGUCGGAUUUAGGUUUAGCUUGUGGUGUUGAUUCAGGUGAGUUUGUGUUUAUGAACACUAAGGUUUAUUUGGAUAAGUCGAACGGGUUUGAUGAGAUGAUGGAUAGUCCUGGUGAUUCGGAAGAGGAGGAGGAUGAUGAAGAUGAGGUUGAUUACGAGAGGAAGAAGGUUAAUGACGCUGCUUCGUAUAAGAUGUUGGCGGAUUCGGUUGAGAGGUUUGGGAAGAUUUAUGAGAAGAUGGAGAAGAGUAAGAAAGAGCAAAUGAAGGAGUUGGAGAAGAUGAGAGCUGAUUUUCAGAAGGAUUUGGAGUUGCAGAAGAAACAGAUUGUCGAUAGAGCUCAGAGUGAGAUUGCGCGGCUACGUGAAGAGGAAGAGAAUCAUCAUGGUGGUGGUGAUGAUGAUGAGAGUGAAGAUGAAGAAAUGGAGAAUGAUUCUGAUGUUAAUCUCAGUGAUGAGUAAGUUAUCAACUAUGUAGGCUUGUGUUGUUUUAGAUGUUCUGUUUUUUUUCGUUUUGGGGGAAUUUAGAGAACUGAUAGUUUUUGUAAUUUGUGUUUGGUCUUUGCAACUUUAUUAAUUAAGGUUAUUUGCAAUU
Molecule: messenger RNA, 1229 nt
Organism: Arabidopsis arenosa
Lineage: Eukaryota; Viridiplantae; Streptophyta; Magnoliopsida; Brassicales; Brassicaceae
Source: the annotation of a GenBank genome assembly